AUGAGCGCCACCAUCAAUCCAGGUGCCGAGAAACAACCCGUGGCAUUGUGCUACCAGGUGAAUGGGUCCUGCCCCAGGACAAUCCAUCCUCUGGGUGUCCAGUUGGCCAUCUAUCUGAUCUGUGUGUUGGGUAUGCUAAUAACAGUUCUGGGAAAUCUCUUUGUGGUGUUUGCUGUGUCCUACUUCAAAGCACUUCACACCCCCACCAAUUUCUUGUUGCUUUCCCUGGCCCUGGCUGACAUGUUUCUGGGUCUGCUGGUGCUGCCUCUCAGCACAGUUCGCUCAGUGGAGAGCUGCUGGUUCUUUGGAGACUUCCUCUGUCGCCUGCACACUUACCUGGACACCCUCUUCUGCCUCACCUCUAUCUUCCAUCUCUGUUUCAUUUCCAUUGACCGCCACUGUGCCAUCUGCGAGCCCCUCAUCUAUCCCUCCAAGUUCACAGUCAGGGUUGCCUUUAGGUACAUCCUAGUAGGAUGGGGUGUUCCAGCCGUUUACACCGCCUUCUUCCUCUACACUGAUGUGGUAGACCGUGCUCUCAGUGAGUGGCUGGAGGAGAUGCCUUGUGUGGGCAGUUGCCAGCUGCUUUUCAAUAAGUUUUGGGGCUGGUUAAACUUCCCUGUGUUCUUUUUCCCCUGUCUUAUUAUGAUCAGCUUGUAUGUGAAGAUUUUCAUAGUUGCUACCCGGCAGGCUCGGCAGAUAAGCACCUUGAGCAAAAGUCAGGAUGGAGCUUCCAAGCGUGAAAGAAAAGCUGCUAAAACCCUGGGCAUAGCCGUAGGCAUCUAUCUCUUGUGCUGGCUUCCCUUCACCAUUGAUACACUGGUCGACAGCCUGCUAAACUUUAUCACACCACCAUUGGUGUUUGACAUUUUUAUCUGGUUUGCUUACUUCAACUCAGCCUGCAACCCCAUCAUUUACGUUUUCUCCUACCGGUGGUUCAGAAAGGCACUGAAACUCAUCCUGAGUCGGGAACUCUUCUCUCCAAGGACUCCCACUAUUGAUUUGUACCAGGAAUGA
Messenger RNA from Sorex araneus (European shrew), 1014 nucleotides. It is a transcript of the gene TAAR5, whose product is annotated as trace amine associated receptor 5. Gene Ontology annotation, cellular component: membrane. Gene Ontology annotation, molecular function: trace-amine receptor activity. Gene Ontology annotation, biological process: G protein-coupled receptor signaling pathway; cell surface receptor signaling pathway. The transcript has a single exon. NCBI's taxonomy places the organism in Eukaryota, Metazoa, Chordata, Mammalia, Eulipotyphla, Soricidae. The coding region runs from base 1 to 1014 and encodes 337 amino acids. The record is from RefSeq and is a predicted model, not a curated record.